Messenger RNA from Striga hermonthica, 1017 nucleotides. The record is from the annotation of a GenBank genome assembly. NCBI's taxonomy places the organism in Eukaryota, Viridiplantae, Streptophyta, Magnoliopsida, Lamiales, Orobanchaceae.
AUGGCAGCCAAGAUUAAGAUCGGAAUCAAUGGGUUUGGAAGAAUUGGGCGAUUGGUGGCUAGAGUUGCUCUUCAGAGGGACGAUGUGGAGCUUGUUGCUGUCAACGACCCCUUCAUCUCCGUUGAUUACAUGACCUACAUGUUCAAGUAUGACAGUGUUCAUGGCCAGUGGAAGCACCAUGACCUCAAGGUUAAGGAUGAGAAAACCCUUCUCUUUGGUGAGAAGCCCGUCAGGGUUUUUGGUAUCAGAAACCCAGAAGAGAUCCCUUGGGGUGAAACCGGUGCCGAUUUUGUGGUGGAGUCCACUGGAGUGUUCACUGACAAGGACAAGGCCGCUGCGCAUUUAAAGGGUGGUGCAAAGAAGGUCAUUAUUUCAGCACCAAGCAAGGAUGCACCUAUGUUUGUUGUUGGUGUCAAUGAGAAGACAUACACACCAGAUCUCAAUGUUGUUUCUAAUGCUAGCUGCACCACCAACUGCCUUGCUCCUUUGGCAAAGGUAAUUAAUGAUAGGUUUGGUAUUGUCGAAGGUCUUAUGACAACAGUCCACUCUAUUACUGCCACGCAAAAGACUGUUGACGGACCGUCUGCCAAGGACUGGAGGGGUGGAAGAGCAGCCUCAUUCAACAUUAUCCCUAGCAGCACUGGAGCUGCAAAGGCUGUUGGGAAAGUUCUUCCAGCACUGAAUGGAAAACUAACUGGAAUGGCCUUCCGUGUCCCGACCGUUGAUGUUUCUGUCGUUGAUCUUACUGUGAGAUUGGAGAAGGCAGCUACAUAUGACCAAAUCAAGGCAGCUAUCAAAGAGGAGUCUGAGGGAAAUCUGAAAGGAAUCUUAGGAUUCACUGAAGAUGAUGUGGUGUCCACCGACUUUGUGGGUGACAGCAGGUCAAGUAUUUUUGAUGCCAAGGCAGGAAUUGCCUUGAGUGAUACUUUUGUCAAGCUUGUUUCGUGGUAUGACAAUGAAUGGGGCUACAGCACACGCGUAGUUGAUUUGAUCAAACACAUUGCCUCCACUCAGUAA